AUGCCACCGAAGGGGCGCGCAUGCUACGGCAAGAGCGCUGGUCCAACGCAGCGCAAAGGGAGAAAAUCGACUGAGCUCAUCGCGAACCCAAUGACAAGAGAAGAAGUAGAGGUAUCGCAAAUCUCUCCUGGUCAGUGCAUACCGAUCAAAGUCGUUUUUGCAUGCCAACUAACUCUCCUGAAAGAUGAACUCGGACCAUCACCCCCAACGCGCGCCCCGAAGCCCAUAAAGCGAAUCUUACGUCCGCGUAUCGCUCGCUAUUCCGGAGCGAGCAAGAAAUGUCCCCUAUCGAAGAAUUUGAGGGAAGGUAUACUUGAAGCUCUGAGGUCAGACAAAUACCCAACGUCAGAGGGUGAACACAAACGCGGAACGAGCGUCACAACCCUGGAUUAUACCUCUGAGGACGACCUGAACCUGGUAAUGCCUGAAACCAAUCCUAGAUUAGUGGGAAACUCAGAUGGCAAAGCCGCUGGAAGGGGAACAUCGGGGGAACAGCGUCCCCGAGAACAAUACACGGUAAACAACGCAGCACAAAACCACGCCUGUACCAUCAGACCCAACUUCACGUCUAGGAUGCAUCUCACAAUUGUUUUCGCCGUGGCCGCAACCUCAAUCACCCAUGUUGCCACCAUGUCUGUCCCACGGCCGUGGAUCCACGAAGAUGCCCAGAGCUACAUCCUUGAGCGCAAAAGCAGCGAUGCCCAUCCUAGCAGCAUCGCCGCCGUUGCAAACGACCUCAAGUUGACCACGGGUGAUGCCAAAAAGACAAUUCACCUCAUCCGCGACACCAAAAUCUUCGAGAUCCCAGAAGAUAAGUGGCAGCAGCCCCCUCUCCUCGAGGGCAAAGGCAAGGGAUUGCAAGGCCACGACGAGUACCUACCCCCAGGUCCAGCUCCCCACACCCAAGAAGAAAUCGAUGCCGCCGCCCAUUAUAUGUCACCAGAUGGUGCAAUCGACCUCGACUCCAACCAUGCUGACGCCAAAACAGAAUGGCAGCUCUUCUAUCGAAGCGCUGACUCUGCGGAGGGGGCAGACGGAAAGAGGCACCGCCUCCACUCGCACGAAAACUACUUAGAGGAGCUUGGCCGCAACUGCAGACUGCACAGCCAUGACGAGUAUCUGAAAGACUCGAAGUUGGAUGCUGCAAAAAGCACCAAGUACACACCAGGUGGUACAAAAGAGGGCACGGGGGAGAAGGUUCAGCGACGCUGCGUUUGGAGCAAGAAUUGCAAGGAGAUCUGUGCACAGGGUGGGGUCGGGGGGUUGAUCGGGUGCACAUGGAACUGUGGAGGGGAUGCGAAUAUGCCGACGUGUCCUGAGUAG
Messenger RNA from Paraphaeosphaeria sporulosa, 1323 nucleotides. RefSeq lists its product as uncharacterized. Bases 1 to 1323 code for a protein of 440 amino acids. The transcript is spliced from 2 exons. Lineage: Eukaryota; Fungi; Ascomycota; Dothideomycetes; Pleosporales; Didymosphaeriaceae. The record is from RefSeq and is a predicted model, not a curated record.